AGGACACAAAUAAAUUGAGGAAUUUAGGUCAGUCGACUUCUUUUGCUCCUACUCACAUUACUCACUUCGAUUGCGGCUAGGGUUCUUCCUUUUCCUCUUCCUCUUCUUUCUCUACAGAUCUCUUAUUCUUUCUUUUAUUAUAAUCAUGGAGCUCUUGUUUAGAUAGGUUUUCUGCUCGCCUUUCUCGGAGUGGAAUUUCCUUUUCUUUGAGGUCUUUUUUGGGGUUUUUGGUUUCGAGAUUGUUCGAAAAUGGCGACCGUUAAUCCUUUUGAUUUGUUGGGAGAUGAUGACGCUGAGGACCCGUCGCAGCUAAUUGCGGCUAAUCAGGUGGCGGCGGUGGCGGCGCCGCCGUCUAAGAAAGGCCCUGCUCAGACGAAACCGGUGGCGAAUAAGCCUGCUAGUCUUCCUUCCAAGCCCCUUCCACCUGCUCAGGCUGUAAGAGAAUCAAGGAAUGAAGGCAGUCGUGGAGGUCGUGGCAGUGGACGGGGGGGAGGACGGGGAUAUGGGCGAGGUCGUGAGGGUGGUGGCUUCAAUCGUGACUUUGCCAAUAAUGAGAGCACUAAUGCACCUGAAGAUGGAGAGGGUGGAAAAACAGCGGAAAGACGUGGAUAUGGUGGGCCUCGUGGUCGUGGUGGCCGUCGGGGUGGUUUCAAUAAUGGAGAGGCUGCUGAUGGGGAACGCCCUCGUAGAGCAUUUGAACGCCACAGUGGAACUGGCCGUGGAAAUGAAUUUAAACGUGAAGGGGCUGGUCGUGGAAAUUGGGGAAGGUCAACUGACGAAUUUGCUGAGGUGCCGGAGGAAGCUGUUAAUGAAACUGAAAAGAAUGUAGGUGACGAGAAGCCUAUUCAAGAGGAUGAUACAUCAGGGGUCAAUACAGAGAACCCUGCUAAAGAACCGGAGGAAGCAGUACCAGAAGACAAGGAAAUGACACUGGAGGAGUAUGAAAAGUUGCUUGAGGAUAAAAGGAAGGCCCUUCUAGCUCUAAAAACUGAGGAGAGGAAGGUGGAUCCUAAAGAAUUUGCAUCCAUGCAACAACUUUCAAGCAAGAAGGACAACAACGAAAUCUUUAUUAAAUUGGGAUCCGAGAAGGAUAAGCGAAAAGAAAUUGCAGAUAAGGAGGAGAGAACUAAGAAGUCUUUGAGUAUUAAUGAGUUUUUGAGGCCUGCGGAAGGAGAGCGACACUACGCCCCUGGUGGCCGAGGAAGGGGUCGUGGCCGUGGUUUAAGGGGAGGAUACAGUGGUAGCUCAAUGAGCAAUGUUGCAGCCCCAUCCAUUGAAGACCCGGGGCAGUUCCCGACCUUAGGUGCGAAGUGAUCUCUCUAUAAAUUUUCCCUUAGAAAACUGUGGGUUUUUGAUCUGGGGCAGGAAAUUGACUAGAAUAAUAUAGUCUCUACUCUCUCCUGUAUCAAAAAUGAUUUUUAAGUUUAAUAUUUGUUUAGGUGUAAAUUGUCAAAGUCUUCUAUUUUUCCUUGUCCAUUUCCCUUUGUGUGUGUUUCAACUGUUGGUUAUGACUUUUUGCCAGAUCAAACUAUUUAUUUAUGACUUUUCUUUCUUCCCCUCA
This is a messenger RNA of Benincasa hispida (wax gourd), 1561 nucleotides long. RefSeq names its product RGG repeats nuclear RNA binding protein A-like. The record is from RefSeq and is a predicted model, not a curated record. Gene Ontology annotation, cellular component: nucleus; cytoplasm. Gene Ontology annotation, molecular function: mRNA binding. Lineage: Eukaryota; Viridiplantae; Streptophyta; Magnoliopsida; Cucurbitales; Cucurbitaceae.